Ruditapes philippinarum (Manila clam) is the source of this 1618-nucleotide messenger RNA. RefSeq lists its product as uncharacterized. Bases 75 to 1373 code for a protein of 432 amino acids. NCBI's taxonomy places the organism in Eukaryota, Metazoa, Mollusca, Bivalvia, Venerida, Veneridae. Gene Ontology annotation, cellular component: lysosomal membrane; BLOC-2 complex. The transcript has 12 exons. Gene Ontology annotation, biological process: protein localization to membrane; lysosome localization; organelle organization. The record is from RefSeq and is a predicted model, not a curated record.
AUUUCCUUUAAGGUACAGAUACAAAAGCGAAAGAAGUGCAACUUGAAGAUUUCAGUGAAGAUGACUUGAUUGGGAUGUGUUGUCAUGACAACACUAUUGGACUAGUUUAUAAACACUGUAUCAGGCAAUACAAUGUACAGACAGGUGUACAGACAUGCUGUAUUGAUUUAUCACAAGGUGUGACAGUUUUUGGUGUGGCCAGAACUUUGUUUGGUGCUGUACAACAAGCAGUCUUUACUGAUCAAAAUCUAUACAUGAUACAUAAAUGUGUUGAUCGGAAGAAUGUGUCAGAGAUGACAUUGUUAGAGAUGAGUCACUUUCAGUCAGAUGCUGUAAGGUUGUCUUAUAUAGAUAAGAUGCAGAAGUACACAGCUAUGUCUCAAGGGGAACUCAAUGUUGAAUCUUUAAAGAAGAAAUGGGUAGAAAAUCUGGAUAUUCCAUGCACUUCAAAGCUCAUAGAAACUGUAGAACCAUUCUUAUCUCAGUAUUGGAGGUUAGAAAACAUGUUACAAGAGGGAUUAAAGGAACCAAAUAAAAUUUCUCAACUGCGACCUGAUACGAUAAAGGAAGAAGUGAACCAUCUGUUAGACCCAAAGUCUCCUCUCUCCAGACAAGCUAGACAAUCUCAACUUGUCGUACUUGCUCAAUAUUCUCCAAUUGAAGUGCUUGACUGUCUCUUGACCUAUUUGAACGUCACGGAAGGAGAAAUGAGUACCUCACAACAGCAGAAAUGGCAUUGUGCUCUGACACAGGAGACAUGUAAUGUUGCAGGGAGCUGUGAUAUAGCUGUUCCUCUCCUAGAACUUAUGUGCCAUCUCUUGUAUAAACAUAAACCAGAAAAACUGGUACAAUUUGUUCACCAUGGACAAAGAGUCUGGGACCAAAAAAUAGGAAUGUCAGCCUUUGUCAGGAAAAGGCAGAUCCCAUUUAUCUAUGAGAGGGCAUUAAAGUGUAUUUCGCAGCCAGAACAUUCCACUGAUCCUAGGACAGCCAUCCUGUCACAUGUUCAUUUACUUCUUACCAGUGAAGUAGAGGGGUGUUUUACUAAAGCUCUUCACUUACUUCUGAGGGCGGAGAUGUGGGAGGAGACAAUUGAACUGUUAAAGGAAUACAAAGAUAGAUGCCCUCAGUUCUCUCUUUUAUAUCAGAUGACUUUAGCUGCAAUAACAAAGAAAAAAGUACUUCCGAUGUAUGCUGACAAGAUAUUUUCACUGAUGCCAUCAUUUAAAUGUAACAGCGAUAUACUUCAAGGUACAUCAGGUGAGGCCAGUAUGGGGAUAUUAUGUGAUACAGCAGAUGAAGUGUCGGUAGAUUCUGUGAGGCCCUAUCUUCUUAGAUGUCUGCAAAAACAGGACGAAAAUAAUGUUUUAUAAAAUCUGCGAUUUUUAACACUUCUGAAAACUGUGAUAUACUUAUAUGAUUAUUUGUCUUUAAUGAAGCACCAACUAAAUUUUAGCCUUAUAUUGAAGACAAUAGACUAGUAAUGCCAUGUGAUGUACAAAUUUAUUUUUCAUAAACAGGCAUUUAUUAUUUUUGUUAACCAAGUUGUUUCCCUUGUAUUUUGUUGACAGAGUUGUUCCCCUUCCAUUUAAUUGGAACUACACGAUAGGAUUACUUG